UAUUAUUAUCCGUCCGCAUAAAUACGGACAAGAGUUCUGUCAACCACACGGCAGUUUCUAUCUUCGAGUGCUACCACCAAAGCUCUCCAAAAUGGCAAAGUUUUACCUUCUAACAAUUCUAUUUUGCAGUCAGCUUGUGUUGUCUACACUUGCUCUUCCUGUAUACGAUGAGGAUCGCAUUGAAGAAUCCAACAACCUCGAAUUAUUGAACCAGGAGACUGUUGAGAAUGCUGACGAUGGUGAAACUUUGACUGGAGCAGAAGAGGACGUUCCAGUUCAAUCGAGUAGAUUGUCAGACGAUUUCCUUUCCAAGCGUAUGAAGCGUUCUUGGUUUAAAAAAAAAGUUAAACCGAUUCUGAAUAAACCGAAUGUGAAAGCUGUCGCGAACCAGGUCGUUUUCGAAGCGGCUCGCGAAGCGGUUAAACAUUGGGGCCCCAGCAUAAUAGCCGCUGCUGGAACAUGGUUGGGAUAGUAGUAUUUUAACGAUACUAAAUAUCAACGAUCGCCAUCGGACAAUCAAUUUUACCAUUUCAGAUUUUUACUCCUGUUAGAAUUGAUCGAUCGACAACUACUUGCAAUUGUAACUUAAUCAAUAAAAUGAAUUGAUAUGUCAUCUUGCAUUUUAUAAUACACAUCAUGAUUUCUGCAA
Daphnia pulicaria is the source of this 649-nucleotide messenger RNA. RefSeq lists its product as uncharacterized. The transcript has 3 exons. NCBI's taxonomy places the organism in Eukaryota, Metazoa, Arthropoda, Branchiopoda, Diplostraca, Daphniidae. The coding region runs from base 92 to 472 and encodes 126 amino acids. The record is from RefSeq and is a predicted model, not a curated record.